Messenger RNA from Xyrichtys novacula (pearly razorfish), 655 nucleotides. The record is from the annotation of a GenBank genome assembly. NCBI's taxonomy places the organism in Eukaryota, Metazoa, Chordata, Actinopteri, Labriformes, Labridae.
AUGGAUCAUUGGCUGUGGAUCAUUCUGGCUGCUCUUUUCUUUGGUAAGAAAACUCAACAUGUUUCCUCUCAACACUCUUUCUACACAGUUACACAUGAACGGAUCUUUAUUUGGCUUCUGCAAAUUUACACUGAAACCUACUGAUGGUUCUCCUACAGUCUCCUGAGUUUAUUGAUCAUCUCUUCUUCUGCUUGUUUCUUCUUCCUCAGGGUGUAAAGGAGAAGAGUCAGUGACCCAGACAGAUGGAGACAUCUUUGCUUCUGAAGGACACACAGUUACACUCAACUGUACAUUUGAGAAAAGUAGUAUAGCUCCAACAUUGUUCUGGUAUCGACAGGAUCUUCAGGAUUUCCCAAAGUACAUGCUGAGAUGUUUCUCAGGAACAACAGAAUUUGCUUCUGAGUCUGACAAAGACAGAUUCAAUGCAACAAUAAAGGGGAAAUCAGUAAAUCUGGAGAUCCAGAACCUUCAUCUGUCUGACUCUGCUGUGUACUACUGUGCUCUGAGGCCCACAGUGACAGGAAACACCAAAACUCUCUACAAAAAACCAUUGAAAACAAAGACCUCCAGGAUAUCCACCAGAGGGAGACUCUCACUCUCAGACAACAAAGAUACAGUCACAAAGGAAAUCCUCUUUCUGACAUUAAGCUUCUGA